Messenger RNA from Bombina bombina (fire-bellied toad), 831 nucleotides. RefSeq names its product olfactory receptor 6F1-like. The record is from RefSeq and is a predicted model, not a curated record. The transcript has a single exon. Bases 1 to 831 code for a protein of 276 amino acids. Gene Ontology annotation, molecular function: olfactory receptor activity; G protein-coupled receptor activity. Gene Ontology annotation, biological process: G protein-coupled receptor signaling pathway. Gene Ontology annotation, cellular component: membrane. NCBI's taxonomy places the organism in Eukaryota, Metazoa, Chordata, Amphibia, Anura, Bombinatoridae.
AUGUAUACUGCUACAAUUGCUGGAAAUGUAGUGAUCAUUGCACUUGUAUCUACAAGUCACCAACUCCAUUCAACUAUGUACACAUUUCUUUGCCACCUCUCAAUUGCAGACAUCUUAAUAAGUACUAACAUUGCUCCCAACAUGCUACAAGUCAUAUUACUAGGCAGAAGCUCCAUAUCUGCCAGAUAUUGCAUUACACAAUCUUAUUUCUUUGGUGCUUCUGCGAUUAUAGAAUCCUGCCUUCUUACAGUAAUGUCAUAUGAUAGGUAUUUGGCCAUAUGUAAACCAUUGCACUACACUUCAAUUAUGAGCCAUAAGCUUCCUCAUUACCUGGUUACUUGUUGUUGGAUGUCUGGAUUUGUUUUAUCUGGACUCACUCAUAUACUCAUAGCUGAGUUUGAUUUCUGUGGCCCUAAUGCCAUAGACCAUUUCUUCUGUGAUUUGGCUCCUCUCCUUGAACUUUCAUGCUCUGACACAUCAAUUGUACAAAUUCAAGUAUCUAUUGCAGUCAUUAUUAUGGGCCUUUUCCAAUUGGUAUUUAUCAUUGUAACUUACAUCUGCAUAUUCAUCUCCAUCCUUCAGAUUUCUUCAGUCACUGGAAGAAAAAAAACCUUCUCCACAUGCAGUGCUCAUUUGGCUGUUGUUUGUACUUACUAUGGGACCAUGAUUAUUUUGUACAUGUCUCCUGCUAGAGGGUAUUCACUGAACUUCAACAAAGCUCUAUCUUUUAUAAAUUCUGUAGUGACUCCAUUUUUUAAUCCAUUUAUAUACACUCUAAGGAAUAAAGAUAUCAGGUUUGCCAUAAGAAAAACAAUAUUUUCUAAUUCAUAA